UCUCUCUCUCUCUCUCUCUCUCUCUCUCUCUCUCUCUCUCUGUCGCUCACUCUCACCUUUCAUGAAAUGGAAUCAGAAAUAACACAUUAAUGGAAUGGCAGCCAUGAAAAUCAAAAUGUAAGGUAACAAUUAUUUUAUGAAUGUCCUGUUGGCGUCUGAAAUGUUCAGAUUGUGGACCCUAAAAUAAAGUGUAUUACAAAGUAAUGCAACUUUCAACAUAAAGGGUGUAAGGAAGCCAGUUUUUCAAUGGAAGGUGCACCCAGUCAAAUAUGACAAAUUACAUUUGAAGCCUAUCGGAACUAGAAAUUCAUUGGAGUCUUGCAAAUGGUGCUAGUAAAAGAGCCAUCCAUCCUCUUUCUAAUGCUGAGAUAAUUGUUGUUCACUCUGAAAUUUAUAUGUGCAGCACCAGUACGUCAGAGGUAACUUAAGGAUACAUUCGUGCACAUUAUUGUCACGAAUAAACCAAACAACUGUGCCUUUGUAUGAAACACUACAAGGAGCAUUGUGGAGUAUUUAAAAUGAUCAUGAUGAAAGGAUGACCGGUCACGAUUUUAGACUUUUUUUUUCUUUCUUACAUACCACGCUCGGUUUCGCAACACUUCUAAAGAAUAAUACAUUCCGACACCCCGCAUACACAUGCGUAUUUUACAGGCUAUCAAUGAUCAGUCUCAUAGAAUCAAUAAGAUAUUUUAAGAUGCACAGUGUCACUGUCAUUAUAAAGACAUGCCCUUUGUGUGAACCAUUUGCUUCAAUUGCUGAUGGUUUUAACUUACUAGAAUCACAUUUACAAAUCGUUGCCAGUGUGAAUUAAUGGCAAACGCGUAUUCACAGCCAUUUGCUUGCUUGACUUGCAUCGGAUGAGGAGAGGCGAUGACAUGUGUCUGGCAACUUUAAUCUACUUGUUCUGACGCAGCGCUUUUGACCAGAUCAUAUAUGCGCAUAGUGCUCAUCUAUUGUCAUUAAACACUACAGCCAAAUGCACUGCAACCUAUCGGAUGUCGAUUUUGUGUUGGAGCUUAGUCGGAAAAUUUUCAGUGGAAUGUGAGACAACACGGUGAGGGGGUUGAUGAAAUUAAAUUCACACAUCCAGAACAAUGGUCAUCACACUCAUAAUCAAGAAGGAACAAAUUAAUGUAAAAAGCAAUGCUUUGCUGAGCUAUAUUUACGAUAAUGCCAAUGGCUUUUAUUUUGUGUGCUAUCUUAUGGUGGAUUUCUGUCUCAUGCACUCAUUCGUUCACAAAGUAAAAAUUAAUCUAAGCGGUAAAUUGUCAGAGGCGGCCGGCCCCAUUUUGCUUUCUGUGAUCAAUUACUUAUUCAAACCAUCUUUCAAAUGCACAAUGACAUAAAAAUGCCUUCACUCUUGACAAUUCUAAAUGCUUUUGUCUUAGAUCCUUUCUUGUUUGUAUUGAGUGUGAGUGUAUGCAAGAUUGAUAUGUGUGCAUUUUAUUUCAGGAAACCAUAUGCAGUUCAUGUAAAAAAAGAGUGAGCAUCAAAGCAUCUUAAGAAUACUGCAUCCACGUGAAAACUAAAAUUUUCCUUGAGUGUUGCGGUUGUCAUGGUCACCCUUGGGUACUUUGUAGCUCGGCCCCUGUUUGGAUGGCACACACACACACUCUUUAAAUAUGCAAUUUAUUUCCCGAAUUUAACGUGUUUGAAUUUAAAUUAGAAAACAUCCCCACCCUCAUUCAAAUGUCAUUUCAUGUCUGCAAAAUACAAUACAAUGUGCUACUGAUGCUCUUUUGAGUACGUUGUCUUUAUUUUAUUGUAGCCUGGCCCAAGUUGGUGUGUGCGCGUGUGCCCACGCGCGUGAGUGGGAGGCAUCGGGACGCCCCUCUAUAAAUACCGCACAUGACUUGUUUUCCUCAUUUUUACCUGAACACGUUCAACAUGAGGUUCAUCGUGUGGAACAUUCUCUGUUUAUUCAUUUCAUUACUUGACACGGCUGAGUUUCCGAAGCGAUGUUCAGCGCCACCCCAGUUUCCGUCCACCAGACUCCAAAAUAAAUGGAGGACCAGAAGCACGUUCGACAUUGGGGAGAAAGUUUACUACAAGUGUGCCGAUGAUUUCGUCGCAUACGCUGGCAGCCUCUCGGCGAUGUGCGUCAAUGGAAUCUGGACUGCGUUGACACUCAAAUGCAAACAGAGAUCAUGUGGUAAUGUUGGUGAUCUACCUAACGGAAGGUUUCGCUAUGAAGGACGUCCACUCAUUGGGAAGAGGGUCUACGCAUUGUGCAAUGACGGAUACACACUAAAAGGAGCGAAGUACAUGACAUGUGAGAGGGCUGGAUGGACUGGUGAAUUUCCCACAUGUGAAAGUGGCUGUAGUGCUCCGAAAAAUUUGGACGAGUCUCAUGCCAACCUCGCUGAUGAGUUCAUCAUGAGGACGACCUUUGCUGCCGGUGAGCAAGUCACGUACACGUGUGAUGUCGGCUACAGUCCAGUAGGUGGCAGCAGAUAUCGGAAGUGCAUCAGUGGACAGUGGACACCGCUUCUGGUCAAGUGUGAACAGAAGUUGUGUGGCUCGGCUGGGGAGAUUCAAAAUGGACGCUUCAUUUAUACCGGAGUAGAGUUUGGAGACAUCGCCACAGCUCACUGUGAUGAUGGGUUUCAGCUCGUGCAGCCUGGAAAUUUGUUGGACUUUGCACCUUUCCAUGGUGCACACUGCAUUUUUUUGUCCGUUGCAGUCGUGGAGUGUGAAGAGCCUCCAGAGGUAUCCAAUGCAGAGCAAAACGGCAAAGAGGAAGCACCCUACAAGUACAGGAGUGUGGUAGUGUAUGAAUGUCGCACGGGGAACCUUGUGGGGAACAAGGCGAUAUGGUGCACAGAGAACGGCACGUGGAGCGCACCGCCUUUGUGCAGAGAAAUCACCUGUCCAUCUCCAAAAGUGCCCAACGCCUCCUGGACGCGAGCUCACACCAGACUUUAUCAACACCGGGACACGAUCAGCAUAGACUGUCACCAUGGUUACACGGUGGUCGGCACGAGCACCGUCACCUGUGGUGACGAUGGUCAGUGGAUUCCCAGCCUUCCCAAGUGUAGACGCACAUGUAAGUCAACACCUCUGGUAGAAAUCUAUCAGGUGAUUGUUAUCGUACUUACUUUUAUUAACAAAUUCAUAUCUUGUUUUUGUGUAUGUUUUUUAGCACGGCACACUAAAUGGCAGAGCCGGUAUGCUGUCUGAUGUGUCAUGCUACAUUUCUCAGUCCAGGACCGGCAUAAUAAGAGCAAACAGAAGAUGGAAAAAUUCCCUUUGGACCUUAAUAUUUCUUUGCCUUACACACAUUCGACAUGUUUUUAAAAUGAAGCUGACAUACAUGGUGUUUAUUUCAAUAAAGUGUUUUUGGGCAAGAA
Messenger RNA from Hippocampus zosterae (dwarf seahorse), 3350 nucleotides. RefSeq names its product C4b-binding protein alpha chain-like. The transcript is spliced from 9 exons. NCBI's taxonomy places the organism in Eukaryota, Metazoa, Chordata, Actinopteri, Syngnathiformes, Syngnathidae. The record is from RefSeq and is a predicted model, not a curated record. The coding region runs from base 1849 to 3180 and encodes 443 amino acids.